Molecule: messenger RNA, 2243 nt
Organism: Bacillus rossius redtenbacheri
Lineage: Eukaryota; Metazoa; Arthropoda; Insecta; Phasmatodea; Bacillidae
Gene: IntS9
Product: integrator complex subunit 9
Exons: 13
Coding region: 270-2228 (652 amino acids)
Biological process (GO): snRNA 3'-end processing
Cellular component (GO): integrator complex
Source: RefSeq, a predicted model, not a curated record
AUGUUUGGGACAAUGAACCAUAAAGCCACACUAGCGUAGCCUCUUGACAGCAAAGGGAAACACAUCAAGGAACCAGCUUGGCCAUUACAGUUACCACGGGCUACAAGCAUUCAAUGAAUUAUUUGUUAUUGUUUUGAAAUUUAGUUUCAACAAAGCUUUGUUGCAGAUUAUUUAAUACUUAUCUUAACUUUUUAUUAAAUGAUUCAGAUAUGUAGCAAAAUGUCAAGUAAUGCGGGAUUUUAGAAAAAUAAACUUGGCUGUACAUUAUAAUGAAACUUUACUGCCUUAGUGGCGACCCGAACAAGCCAUGCAGCAUACUGCAGUUUAAGGGCAUCACCUUCAUGCUCGACUGUGGCCUGUCCUCCCUCUCCGUCCUCAACUUCCUGCCGCUGCCGUUUGUGAGGAGUGCUCGGCUCGACAACCUGCCCGGAUGGGUCCCCCGCGAUGCUUCCGACCCAGAACUGGAAAAGGAGUUGAAGGAGUGCUGUGGCAGAGUGUUCGUUGACUCUCCUCCGGAGUUUUUGCCACCUCAGUCAAAAGUAGUUGACUUCUCCCAAGUCGAUGUCAUCUUGAUAUCUAAUUAUCUCUGCAUGCUUGCUCUGCCAUUUAUUACUGAAGGCACAGGCUUUACCGGCAAAGUAUAUGCUACUGAACCCACCAUGCAGAUUGGAAGAAUGUUCUUGGAGGAGCUGGUGGACAACAUAGAGCAGAUGCCAAAAUCCUCCACCGCCAGCCACUGGAAGGAGUUCCUGCACAUCUUGCCCCCACCCUUGUGCGACAGCCACCGGCCUCGCACGUGGCGGCAGAUAUACAGCUUGACCGCCGUCAAUAAGUCCCUCGCGCGGAUACGGAUGGUGGGCUACAACCAGAAGCUGGAUGUGUACGGGGCGCUCACUGUCAUGGCAGUCAGCUCGGGCUACUGCCUCGGCUCCAGCAACUGGGUCAUUGACUCCAUGUACGAGAAGGUGGCGUACGUCAGUGGUUCGUCCACUCUCACCACUCAUCCGAGACCAAUGGACCAAGCUGCGCUGAAAAAUGCUAAUGUUUUGAUUCUGACCGGCCUGACACAAACGCCCACUGCGAAUCCUGACUCCAUGCUGGGAGAACUCUGCAUGACGGUUGCGUCCACGGUGCGAGUGGGGGGCAACGUGCUCAUACCGUGCUACCCGUCGGGGGUGGUGUACGACCUGUUUGAGUGCCUGUCAGGCCACCUGGACAGCGUGGGCAUGAGCACGGUGCCCAUGUUCUUCAUAUCACCCGUGGCGGACACUUCCCUCGCCUACUCCAACAUCUUUGCCGAGUGGUUGUCGACUGUCAAACAGAACAAGGUUUACUUACCAGAGGAGCCCUUCCCCCACGCCCUGCUGAGUCGCACUGGGCGUUUGAAACACUUCAAGCACAUUCACACUGAAGGCUUCAGCACAGACUACAGACAGCCAUGUGUUGUGUUUUGCGGGCACCCAAGCCUUAGAUUUGGAGAUGCUGUUCAUUUUGUGGAACUGUGGGGCUCAAACGCUCUCAACACCAUCAUUUUUACAGAGCCGGACUUCCCGUACUUGGAGGCGCUUGCACCGUACCAGCCGCUGAUGAUAAAGACGGUUCACUGUCCGAUUGACACUAGUCUCAACUUCACUCAGGCCAACAAGCUGAUACGGGAGCUGAAACCUGGAACCUUGGUCUUGCCUGAAUGCUACCUGCAACCUCCAUUUAUUGCUCCUAAUAGGCCUGACCUAGUUGUGGAUACGGACAGACCUGUGAUUGUCUUCAAGCGAGAUGACGUCCUCUCGCUGCCUCUGAAGAGGAAGCUGUCGCCGGCAGAGAUCAGCACGUCGCUGACGGAGAAAUUGCAUCCUAACGAAGUGCGGUCUGGCGUGUCGCUGGUCACCAUGACUGGGCAGCUGGUUGCAGGGGACAACAAGUACACUAUCCAGGCUCGCAGUUCUAGUGGAAAGAAACGUUUAAGAGUUGCAGAUGAUUUUGCGAGUAUUAAGCCAGAUUCAUACACUUGGGGCUCCCUCAACGUCGAAGAAUUCAUCCAGAAAAUUUCUCAAGAGGGUAUCACAGAUGCCAAAGUUGAGAAGGGAGCCAGUGGUUACAUCAUUCAUCUGCCCCAAGAAGACAGUCUGAUCCAAGUGGAUGAAUCGUCAACACAUAUCAUCUGUGACGGGGAUGAGGUUUUGAGGCAAAAACUGAGAAAUGUUUUGUUGCAAUGUCUAAAUAAAUUUUAAUUUUUUUAAUACAAA